CGGCCUCAGCCCCUCCCCCUCCCCUCCGGCUUCGAACCGUCUGGAACCGCAUCCUCGUCCCGCCGCCACCGCGUCGUGCAGCAGCUGCCGCUGGGCCGCCUGUGAGCCAUCUCCACCUUUCCCCUUGCGGAGCGGGGACAGCAGGGACGAGGACCACCAUCCGCUAUGGUGAAGCUCGGCUGCAGCUUCUCCGGGAAGCCAGGCAAAGACCCCGGGGACCAGGAUGGGGCUGCCACAGACAGUGUCCCUCUGAUAAGCCCCCUGGAUGUCAGCCAGCUCCAGCCACCAUUCUCUGACCAGGUGGUCAUCAAGACGCAGACAGAGUACCAGCUGUCCUCCUCGGACCAGGCCAAGAAGUUCCCAGACCUGGAGGGCCAGAAGCUGGCCUGCAGCCACCCGGACGAUGGGCGUAAGCUGCCCACAGCGCGGAUGAUCGCCUUCGCCAUGGCGCUCCUGGGCUGCGUCCUGAUCAUGUACAAGGCCAUCUGGUACGACCAGUUCACCUGCCCCGACGGCUUCCUGCUCCGGGGGUCCCGCGCUGAUCGGCCGCUUCUGCAGCACAAGAUCUGCACGCCGCUGACGCUGGAGAUGUACUACACGGAGAUGGACCCCGAGCGCCACCGCAGCAUCCUGGCGGCCAUCGGCGCCUACCCGCUGAGCCGCAAGCACGGCACGGAGGUCCCGCUGCCGUGGGCCGAGAACCCGCGCGUCCCCAAGGAGCCCCGCAAGGCGCCCACCGUGGCGGCGAAAGCGGCGGCCACGGAGCCGCCUGGGAAAACCCAGGCCAAGGGCGGGGAGGCGGCGGCGGCGCGGCCAACGGCGGGGAGUGCGGCACCCCCGCGCCCACAGUAAGGCCUCCGCGCCCGCCUGGUGCCCCAGCUCCUGUGACCAGCACAUCGCCCCCCCACCCCGUGUUGUGCCCCUGUCCCUGAGCACCCGCUGAAGCCCCCUGCUCCCUGUGGGCCUCUGGCUCCCUUGCUUUUCUGUAAGUAAAGAAGGGUGUUCAUCUGCUC
Oryctolagus cuniculus (rabbit) is the source of this 1013-nucleotide messenger RNA. RefSeq names its product calcyon neuron specific vesicular protein (gene CALY). Gene Ontology annotation, molecular function: clathrin light chain binding. Gene Ontology annotation, cellular component: membrane; endosome. Gene Ontology annotation, biological process: endosomal transport; clathrin coat assembly. NCBI's taxonomy places the organism in Eukaryota, Metazoa, Chordata, Mammalia, Lagomorpha, Leporidae. The record is from RefSeq and is a predicted model, not a curated record.